AAUGAACAGCUCAUUUUGUUCACUUUUCGCUGCGUGCUUUUUCUAGAUUUUGGUUGUUUAUAUUAAAGAUAUUACAUACAUUUCAUAUUACUAAAAUUAAUUGAGAUAUUGUGUGAAAACUGAUAUUGAGGUGUAUUAUACAUUCAUAACUAAUAUUGCAUAUUAGAAAGUUCAAUUGCCAUGGCUGAAACAGAGACGAAACAUGCUGAAGAACAUCACGAUGAGGAUGUGCACGAUUCCAACUACCAAGCACCGCCGGAGAAGACCAUCGCAGAGAUAAUGGCCGCCGAUCAGGAGGAUGAGAGCUUGAGACGUUAUAAGGAGAAAUUGCUUGGUGCUGCACAAGCAGAACAAAUUAUUGUUGAUCCCAAUGAUUCGCGGAAGGUUAUUGUCAAGAAACUGGCGCUAGUUGUCGAAGGACGCGAUGAUAUGGAAUUGGAUUUAAGCGGCGAUAUUGGUAACCUCAAAAAGCAGCUCUUUGUGAUCAAGGAAGGUGUUCAAUACAAGGUGCGCAUUGAUUUUAUUGUGCAACGUGAAAUUGUGCAUGGCCUUAAGUAUGUGCAAAAGACCUACCGAAUGGGUGUGCCAGUGGACAAAAUGACGCAUAUGGUUGGCUCUUAUCCCCCCAAGAAGGAAAUACAAUUCUAUUUAACGCCAGCUGAGGAGGCGCCCUCGGGCAUGGUAUCGCGUGGCACAUACUCUGUAUCAUCUGUAUUCACGGAUGAUGAUAAGCACAUACAUCUAAAGUGGGAUUGGACCUUUGAGAUCAAGAAGGACUGGGCAUAAGAAACAGCACAUACACCUUCAUACAGACACUUAAACUCAAACACACACACCCAAACAUAAUAGCACUUACUGAUGUACCAAAUUUAUGUAAAUUACUUUUGCAAAAUCGUUUGUAAAAAUGUUGCCCAAAACUUCCAAUUAUCAAGUAUUUUCGUUAACGGUAUUAAUCAAAAUAUUUUUGUAUUUUAAAAUUUGUAAAUGAAACCAUGAGAAGUAUUUUUGAUACUAUAUAAAUUGUGUGUGUGCUGAUGAAAAGUAAUUUUCGCCUAUAUUUCUAUAUGUAAGUCAACCAGUCAAAUCAGUCAGUCAGUUGAAUCAGUCAAUCAAUCGAUCAGUUAGUCAUUCAGUUGUACCACUUAACUCAGUCACUUCUAAAUGCCAUUGGAUAUGUAUAACAUAAAAUUCGCAAACUGAUUUAAUGAAAAUAAAUAAACUUUAAGAAAGUUUUGUGCAUUUUGCCUUGUAUUUAACAUAAUGAAAGUCCCUUUUUGAUUGUAUUUGUAUGUAAGAACUCAAUUUAAAUUUAAUACCAAUGUCCAAAGAUGUAUUCAUUGCAGUCGCAUCUUUAUAAUAAAUGUACUGCAAGUAUAAUUGUUGAAUGCAUUUGAUUUAAUUGAUAAAUUAUAUAAAACUUACAAUAUAAACAAAAUGCUAAACCCUGUACUCUAUUCUAACUAUCUAUCUGUGUAAUUUGUGUACAAUUUAAGCGAAUGAAGAAAGCGCAACUGAAAAGCAAUGAGAAUAAAAUGUAUUAAAAUAUA
Molecule: messenger RNA, 1547 nt
Organism: Drosophila innubila
Lineage: Eukaryota; Metazoa; Arthropoda; Insecta; Diptera; Drosophilidae
Gene: RhoGDI
Product: rho GDP-dissociation inhibitor 1
Exons: 5
Coding region: 181-786 (201 amino acids)
Biological process (GO): Rho protein signal transduction
Cellular component (GO): cytoplasm; membrane; cytosol
Molecular function (GO): protein binding; Rho GDP-dissociation inhibitor activity
Source: RefSeq, a predicted model, not a curated record